UUCUGACAUAAUAUUUGACAUCACACAGGGGUUUCCCAAAUCAUGUGCCUGUGAGCAGAAAAUACAUGAAAACAGUUUGCACAAGCGUUUCCUCUUCACAGAAUCUACUCUGAACACAAGUCUUAUCUACACUUUGAACUGCGCUUGGCAGUUUGCCUUCUAGCUGAUGUUAUUGCGCUACAAAGACAUUUCUAGCUUGACGAUUAAGCUAAUCGUCUGUCGAGUCUCGAUCACCCCAGAGCAACGUUGACGUUCAGAGCUACCAACUCGUACCGUACAGCUGCUGUCUUUCAAUGUCCUGCUGGUGUUAGACCGGCGAUAUAACAUACCGUGUGUCACACGCAAGACAGGUCGUAUUGGGCUUUGACAGGUGAAGAAAGUGUGGCAAGACGACAAGACAGAGUUGUCUUCAAUGAAAACUGUGACUGAUGAGAUGAACACAUGAUCGGUAUUGUGUGAGCCGCGCCAGGGUGAGUGACGGAGAGUUGAGAUCAGGAGACAAGGAUGAUACGAGGAUAUGAAGAUCCCGCUGAGAAGCCAUUGUUCGGGGAACCCAGGCCGGUGGACCGGGUGUUGAAUCUUGUGGUCGGUUCAUUUACUGGUUUAGUGGUUUUGGUGACUUUAGUUGGUGCUAUUGCAGCCAAAUGGCCCCCUAAUGGAGUGAAUGUCUUCUUUGCCUGUGCGAUUGUCCUUAUUUGUGGAUCCCACUUGGUGUUGAUUUACUGGUACCGUCAAGGGGACCUAGAGCCAAGGUUCCGAUCGAUGAUUUACUACAACGCCUUCAGCAUAAUUCUGUUGUGUGUGUGUGGCAAUCUGUAUAUAUAUGGGAUAGGAUGCAAGAAGUGACGACGAGCGGGGAUACAUGGCGGUGUUGCCAUGUCAACCACUGGAUCAACAAGGGAUUCUCCAUCAUUGGCCAGUGUGGUGCAGUUGAAGGAACAUGUCAGUUUGUGAGACUCUCACUGGCUGAUAAAGAUGGGUUGGGGUUGUAGGGGUGGGGGGUGAAAAGCAACCCCUGUUUUCAGUCAACUUGACAACCUGAUGGUGUGUUAUUCUUUCUUCUUCAAAGGGGCGGUCGGGUAGCCUUGUGGUUAAAGCAUUUGCUCGUCACGCCGAAGACCCUACAUAGGUACAAUGUGUGAAGCCCAUUUCUGGUGUCCCCCCUCACUGGACCAACUAUGAGAGGUGGUGACCUGUGUCUGUUAUUAGUCAAGUAAUGAAUUGAGGCCCGAAUUAAAGUCAAAUGAUCCUAAAUAGGGCUGUAACGAUUCAAGAUACCUACGAUAUCAUCGAUAGUUAGGUACACACGUCAGAUUGUAAGAUCGCGAUACGCUAUCACUAGAACAGUAUAGAGUUACCUCCCAUUAUGGCAGAAGUAGCACAGCGCCACCUGUAGGCAUGGCAGAACACAAGGAGUGGUAGCUGAGACGAGGACUAACUGCUACAUUUAAUAACCAUCCCUUCAUUUAAAACUGUUUUGUUCUUGUGGUUUUCUUUGUUCAAGUUUUUUAGAUGUCAAUACAUAAAUGUAUGAACAAAGAGGCUUUAAAGCUGUAUUUCAGUGAUUUCAUCAUUUCUUACUAUUUGAUGUGGUUUGUUGUGAUACCAGUAGUAUCCUCAGUCCAUGUCGUGAUGCAAAUUGUAUCGCAACAUACAAAGUAAUACUCAGCUCGAAUCCUAACUGUGUGCAUGAAUUUUGUAUGAACUGAACCUUUGCCGGAUAUUGAACAAGAAAUGUUUAGAAUAGAUAGCCACAAGACUGUGAAUACAUGUAUUGCUGUUUGUCCAACGUAUUCUUAGUGCUAAUUGGUCUGAACACACGUAAGCUUCCCUCCAAAUUAGCGACCUCACUGCAUCACAUGCACAGAUGAUGGAAAUAUGAACUUAUUGA
Messenger RNA from Haliotis rufescens (red abalone), 1891 nucleotides. RefSeq names its product transmembrane protein 243-like. Bases 505 to 846 code for a protein of 113 amino acids. NCBI's taxonomy places the organism in Eukaryota, Metazoa, Mollusca, Gastropoda, Lepetellida, Haliotidae. The record is from RefSeq and is a predicted model, not a curated record. The transcript has 5 exons.